Carassius auratus (goldfish) is the source of this 1569-nucleotide messenger RNA. Its product is annotated as pancreatic secretory granule membrane major glycoprotein GP2-like. The transcript is spliced from 15 exons. Lineage: Eukaryota; Metazoa; Chordata; Actinopteri; Cypriniformes; Cyprinidae. Bases 1 to 1569 code for a protein of 522 amino acids. The record is from RefSeq and is a predicted model, not a curated record.
AUGGUAGAGAUGAUGGUGAAUGAAGAGAAGGAGUGUGACACUGAUCUGGUGUGUAAAAAUGUUGAGGAGCUGUACGAUCACAUCGGGCUCUGGAACUGGAACUACUUGAUUAUUGAGUUUCCUCUGGCUGCAGUGGACUGGCCUGGUGGGAUCCUUGCUGAUGAGAUGGGGCUUGGGAACAUAUGGAAAAAUGACACUUUUUGUUUUCCUCUUAUGUCUCUGUCCUCUCCGGAACGAUCUGUGAAUUACUUUGUCCCUCCUCCACCAUUAGAGAGGCAACGAACCAUGAAACAUGAGGUGAGGCCCAAGGAGAAGAUCAUUUAUCCAGGUCAGGAUAGCCUCUCCACGAAGGUCGAGGCUGUUGUUCGAGCCUUAAAGCAAAUUCAGAUGACCGACGUGGGAGCCAAGUCUCUUGUGUUCUCCACGUGGCAGGGCAUCCUGGACAUCAUUGCGAAAGCCCUUUUCAAAAACUACAUGAAGUUUGCGCAGAUUAACGGAAUUAAAAAAUUUCAAAUUGAAGAAGCUGAUCUCAAUGAAACCGUCAGCUGCACAAAUGAUCAGAUGCAAGUUAUCAUUCCCAGUUUGAUUUUUCUGAACAAGGAUCCACCUGUUUACGUUUGGGAUUUGCACUUGAAUGAUCCUGACUGUCGAGGUGUUGAGGUUGGGAACGACUAUGUUUUCAGCAUCAAGACAAACCUCACGGACUGCGGCACCAUUAUGGCAUCAGACGAUACUCAUAUCAUGUUCACCAACUCGAUCCGCAAUAAUGAAACUGAUAUCAUCACCAGAAGCUACAUCAACAUCACAUUUGGGUGUCGAUACCCACUAAACUACAUGGUUCAGCAGCAAAACGGGGGGAAUCUGGUCAGAGUGGAUGUGAGGACAAUCACUUUGAACACAGAGGAUGGAAAUUUCUCAGUCUCCAUGCUGCUGUAUAAAGACGAAGCAUUUCAGGAUAAAUGGACCACUGUUCCUUCUCUCACACUUGAGGACAACAUCUAUGUCAAAGUUUACAUGAUUCCAGCAAAUCUUUUUCUGAGAGUGGACAGAUGUUGGGCCACACCAACCAGUGACCCUUACAGCAACAUUCAGUAUAUCUUCAUCAGGGACAGCUGUCCAGUGUUGUGGGAUGACCAGACACUAGCCAUGAUGAAGAACGGUCAAGGACCAGAAGCUCUGUUCAGGAUACAGAUGUUCAAGUUUGUUGGAAGCUCCUACACAGAUGUUUUCCUGCACUGCAACGUCCAGAUCUGUCAUAACACAGGAGGAGUGUGCCGGCCUAACUGCUCUUCUGAAGAUGCAUCAGUACGGACACGCAGGGAUGUUGCAUCAUCUCACACUCUAUCGUAUGGACCAAUCAGAAGGCUCAAAACUGACAUGGAGAAUACUAGCCCCAAUUCAAAUGUGCCUCCUGUGGAAACCUUUGUGUUGGGUGGUCUGCUGUUCAUCCUGAUUGUCAUAACAGGAGUUUUUGGGAAACUCUGGCUCCAGAGCAGGAACUCGUAUCCAACCCAAGAGGCCCAGCUCACUCUCUCCAACAUGCACCACAUCUCAGAGGUGGCCAGCUAA